Alligator sinensis (Chinese alligator) is the source of this 3269-nucleotide messenger RNA. RefSeq names its product U2 small nuclear RNA auxiliary factor 2 (gene U2AF2). Gene Ontology annotation, cellular component: U2-type prespliceosome; U2AF complex; nucleus. The transcript is spliced from 18 exons. Bases 500 to 2827 code for a protein of 775 amino acids. Gene Ontology annotation, biological process: female sex differentiation; mRNA processing. Gene Ontology annotation, molecular function: poly-pyrimidine tract binding; pre-mRNA 3'-splice site binding. Lineage: Eukaryota; Metazoa; Chordata; Crocodylia; Alligatoridae. The record is from RefSeq and is a predicted model, not a curated record.
CUGGCGGUGUCUGUCCCGUACCCCAAGGCCGGGCCGCUAGGAGCUCUUGGCAAGAUGGGACAGCAGGGAUCGAGGCUCAGGGCCCAAACUGGGGUAGGGCUGCCCCCACACGAGGGACCAGCCCAUUGCAGGUAGGUCUCUGUCUGCCUAAUCCUGCGCCUCUCCCAUGCCUCUAGACUACUGCGUGCAGUUCUGCCAGGCACCUGCCUGCAGCCCCCUCACACCCACGGCCUCAGCCUGCCCUGGUGUUGGGGCACUGUAACCUGGCGAGCAGGUGUGGGUGUGGCGGGGAGGUCAAUGCUGUGCAUUUCCACUCCCACAAACCUUCGGAGCAAGAACCAGGGAAAUUUCUGGCCAAGGAAAAUUCCAAGAAAGAAAACCUGGACACUCGAGUCCUGGGAGGGCCCUACGUCUUGGUCCGUCUUGCAUGAAGUUGAGUGUCUUGUGAGGGGAACGAGGGGCUGUGCCAGCCCGGGACACUGGGCCGGCCGGUGGGACCAUGAACGAGCGGACAACCUGUAGGCGGUCAGUGAAGAAGGAUGAUGAGACUUACGAGAUUUCCAUCCCCUUUGAGGAGACACCCCACAUUGAACCCCAGAUCUUAUAUAGCCUCAGCCCCCCCCAAAACAACUUUGAAGAGCUGCCCGAGCUGCCCUCGCCCUCCCUGGCACUGAUGAACAGCAUGAAGACACAGCUGCACAUGGCCCUCGAGCGCAACUCAUGGCUACAGAAGCGCAUCGAGGACCUGGAGGAGGAGCGUGACUUCCUGCGCUGCCAACUCGACAAGUUCAUCUCCUCUGCAAAGGUGGAUGCUGAGGACCACUGCCGCAGCAAGCAGCCCCUGCGGCGCUCAGAGGCAACUGACAGCCGGAAUGGGGAGGUGACCGACAAUGACAGUGUGGCCUCCUCGCUCAGCGCCAACACUGAGGAGGGUAGCUCCACUGAGCGCAAGAAGCAGAAGCAGAAGGGAGGGGUCAACCGGCGGCGCCUCAUCAAGCCCAAGACUCGGGAGCGCCAGAGGGUCAAGGACGCAGAUGGGGUGCUGUGCCGCUACAAGAAGAUUUUGAACACCUUCCAGAAGCUAAAGAGCAUGAGCCGGGCCUUUGAGCACCACCGCGUGGACCGCAACACAGUGGCGCUGACCACACCCAUUGCUGAGCUGCUUAUCGUGGCACCUGAGAAGCUGGCUGAGGUGGGCGAAUUUGACCCCUCCAAGGAGCGGUUGCUGGAGUAUUCACGCCGCUGCUUCUUGGCUCUUGAUGACGAGACCCUCAAAAAGGACUCUCUACUGCUCCCAGCGAUGAAGGAGCCUUCGGGAGAGCAUGUGACUGGCAAAAGCAUGGGGACCCCUGUAGCUUUUAUGCAUGAUCCCACCACCCUCAACCUUAGUGGUUCACCUGCUGCUCCAGAACGUGACAAAGAGAACCGCCACCGUAAGCGCAGUCAUAGCCGCUCCCGGAGCCGUGACCGCAAGCGCCGCAGCCGCAGCAGAGACAGGCGCAACAGAGACCAACGCAGCGUCUCACGGGACCGUCGGCGACGCAGGUCGCCACUAAGCCUCUCAGGUCCCUUGAGCCGCUCCCCCAGGCAUGAGAAGAAGAAGAAGAUCCGCAAGUACUGGGAUGUGCCACCACCUGGCUUCGAGCACAUUACCCCCAUGCAGUACAAAGCCAUGCAAGCCGCGGGUCAGAUUCCAGCUACAGCUCUUCUCCCGACCAUGACACCUGAUGGACUGGCUGUGACCCCUACCCCGGUCCCGGUUGUUGGCAGCCAGAUGACCAGGCAAGCCCGGCGCCUCUACGUGGGAAAUAUCCCCUUCGGCAUCACUGAGGAGGCCAUGAUGGAUUUCUUCAAUGCACAAAUGCGCCUUGGAGGUCUGACCCAAGCACCAGGCAACCCUGUCCUGGCUGUACAGAUCAACCAGGACAAGAACUUUGCAUUCUUGGAGUUCCGAUCAGUGGAUGAAACCACUCAGGCCAUGGCGUUCGACGGCAUCAUCUUCCAGGGCCAGUCACUGAAGAUCCGUCGUCCCCACGACUACCAGCCUCUGCCUGGCAUGUCGGAGAACCCCUCAGUCUACGUGCCUGACUCACUCAGGCAUCCCCGCGUCUGCUGGGGAGCUCUCACCCCUUUCUCUGCCUCUCCGCUCGCAGGCGUGGUGUCAACGGUGGUCCCAGACUCUGCUCACAAGCUGUUCAUCGGAGGCUUGCCCAACUAUCUUAAUGAUGAUCAGGUGAAGGAGCUGCUCACGUCCUUUGGGCCCCUGAAGGCUUUCAAUCUGGUGAAGGAUAGUGCCACCGGGCUGUCAAAGGGCUAUGCUUUCUGCGAGUAUGUGGACAUCAACGUCACUGACCAGGCCAUCGCUGGACUAAAUGGCAUGCAGCUGGGCGACAAGAAGCUCUUGGUCCAGAGGGCCAGUGUGGGAGCUAAGAACGCCACGCUGAGCACAAUAAACCAGACCCCAGUGACGCUGCAGGUGCCUGGGCUGAUGAGCUCGCAGGUGCAAAUGGGUGGGCACCCCACUGAGGUGCUUUGCCUCAUGAACAUGGUGCUGCCUGAGGAGCUGUUGGAUGAUGAAGAGUAUGAGGAGAUUGUAGAGGACGUGCGUGACGAAUGCAGCAAGUACGGCGUAGUCAAGUCCAUUGAGAUUCCCCGGCCUGUCGACGGUGUUGAGGUCCCCGGUUGUGGCAAGAUCUUUGUGGAGUUCACAUCUGUCUUUGACUGCCAGAAGGCCAUGCAGGGCCUCACCGGUCGCAAGUUCGCCAACAGAGUGGUGGUCACAAAGUACUGCGACCCGGACUCCUACCACCGCCGUGACUUCUGGUAGCCCAGCGAGUGGGUGGGCGGGGGGCUCCAACGCUCCUUUAGCAGCGUAGCGUGUUUAUAUUUUAUGGCCAAAACCAUUUUUUUCAACUGUUUUGCGGGGGGGUUGUUUGUUUUUUUGUUUUUAUUUUUUUGUUUUUCCUUCUCCCCAUCCCCUCAAAGAAGAGAUAUUUCUGCCCUGCCUUCUCCCAGGCUCCGUGGCCGCCCUUCUGCGAUGGUUACUCUGUAGUAGAGAUGGUGUCUCUCUUCCCUUCUUUCUCUGCUCUCUCUCUUUCUUUCUCUCUUUCUGUGGCGUUUUCAUAUUUGCUAAGGAAGAAUGUCCUCAUUUGAGUCCCCUCUGGCCUUUUUGUUGUAUCUCCCUCCCUUCGGUGUGUGUACGGAUUCUUGGUUUUUUUCCCCUCCCAUUUAUUCCCCUGCCCUCUCAUCGUAAUUAAACAGUUUUUCCA